CACUGAGUGGACUUUGGCCACGCAUCUGUGGGAUUUUUAAAUGUGUAUGGUCAUAUUUUCCCCGAUUUUUGCCAUUUGUGCGUUUGCAACAUGUGGAGGCUACUUUGGGCACCUCCAGGUUAAAGUGGACUGUGCAGCGAGUCGGCCGAGCAACAAGAGCAUCAUCAUUGAUUUUGGUUAUCCCUUCAGGUUGCAACAAGUGCACUUCAAGGCCCCCUUAUGUGACACAAAGAGACAAGAGAUUCUCUUCCUGAAUGGCGACUAUUCCUCAGCUGCUCAGUUUUUUGUCACAGUGGGCGUGAUCACGUUUCUCUACUCCCUUAUGGCGACCGUGGUCUACGUCUUCUACCAGAACAAAUACUUGAAGAAUAACAGAGGCCCAUUUGUGGACUUUGUGGUGACGGUGAUUUUCUCCCUGGUGUGGCUGGUUAGCACUUGCUUUUGGGCUAAAGCUUUGACUGACAUCAAAACAGCCACCGAGCCCACCAAGGUGCUGCUGCUCAUCUCUGCCUGCUCGGCUCAGGAGAACAAAUGCACUGCUGCCCAGGAGCCUCUCUGGUCCCGUCUCAACGCGUCUGUGGUUUUCGGUUUCGUCAAUGUCGCCCUGUGGGUAGGAAACAUUUGGUUUGUCUUCAAAGAGACGGGCUGGUACAAGAUGGGCCAGCGUUACCCCACCAGGAGCUCCUCUGGCAAACGGGAAAUGCGACAGCGGCUCUACAGCGAGAGCAGCUUUGAGCAGAGUUUUGACGACAGUUUCAGUGCACAGCUAUCCAGGCAAAACAGCUUCAAUCAGUCCAAGGGCCAACAGAUGUACCGACAAGGCAGUUUCAACCAAUCACAAGCGAGCUAUGGCCUAACGCAGACGUACCUUGGCCAGCCGGCCAACAAAGGGAGCACCAAGGUCCCCGUGAUAAUCAUUAAUGACAAGUGAUUUGACGUGGUACAGUAUUUAUUACGUCAUUGGAUAGUUGGUGUUGAAGUACUUGAGUUAUCUUUGACAAAUUAUUUGAAUGUCUCUCCUGGGUGGUGUUGUUUUAUAGAUAACAUUUUAUAACUAGAACAUGCAAUUCCAGUAGAAAUUGUGUGGGGAUACCACCUGAAAUGCUAGCAGUUAGCAUGCUGGCCAGAUAGCAUCAAGUAAGUAACAAAAUAUUUGACUAGAAACAAAAUAUUUGUAAACUGGCCAAAUUAGCUAAAAUGCUAGCAUCCUAAGGUUAUCAUACUAACAGUAUACAUCAAGUAACACAAUAUUUUACUGUGUGGUUUUACUGUGUGGUGUAUACCGGAAAAAAAUAGCUAAAAAUCUAUCAUCCCAAUGUUAGCAUCCUAACCAUUGAUUAACGUGGACCCCAACUUAAACAAGUUGAAAAACGUAUUCCGGGGUUACCAUUUAGUGGUCAAUUGUACGGAAUAUAUACUGUACUGUGCAAUCUACUAAUAAAAGUUUCAAUCAACAUGUUGACAUUAGAAUUCUAACAGUUAACAUGUGCGAAGUAAUAAAAUAUUUGACUCUGAGGUCUAAACCUGCCAAAUUAGCUAAAAUGCUAGCAUCCUAAUGUUUUCAUACUAACAGUAUACAUCAAGAAACACAAUAUUUUACUGUGUGGUGUAUACCUGAAAAAAAUAGCUAAAAAGCUAUCAUCCCAAUGUUAGCAUCCUAACAUGUUGACAUUAGAAUGUUAACAGUUAGCAUGUGCGAAAUAAUGCAAUAUUUGACUCUGAGGUGGAAACCUGUAAAAUUAGCUAAAAAGCUAGCAGAUUAAUGUUAACAUACUAACAGUACUCUGACACGGACCCUUCUUUCUUUAUCUACAGGACUUCUGACAUAUAUCACGUUAUUAAACACAGUACAUGAGUCCAAUUGUAGUUAGACGUGCUUUUAUUGCAACCGUGUUUGUUAUCCUGCUCUAGUCUGCUCAUUCCUCGUGCACUGUCACCCUGGAAGUUAUAUAGACUUCCGUCGUGUCCCGUGAAGUCAUAACUCCCCGAUACUGUAGUCCUUUCUUACCUAAAACCAGUUACACCACAUGCAGCAAGUAGUUGACUGAGCUGUAUACUUGCAGAAUUAGUUGAAAAGCUAGCAUCCCAUUGUUAGCAUCCGAACAUGCUGACAUUAGAAUGCUAACAGUUAGCCUGUGUGAAGUAAUAAAUCAUUUGACUCUUGAGGUGAAAACCGACAAAAUUCGUUUAAAAGCUUGCAUCCUCAUGUGCUAACUUGCUAAUAGUUAGCAUGUGUUAUGUAACAAAAAAUUGGAUUUUUGUAUUUGUAUUUGAGUUUGACACCCCUGUGUUGGAUUGUUAGUAUGGACAUAGACUUUUAUAUAACAAGCUACAUAUUUAAAGAAAGAUAAUUACUGUAAUUGUACAUGAAUUUGAAAGUAAUUUAAGAAAACAGAAAAUGCUAUGUAUAACUAAUUUGGUAUUUUUCUGUAAAAAUAAAUAGAAAUAUACAUAGUUUGUCAUUACUGGCAUGUUACUUAAAAUAACAGGCGGAUUGUUUAUUUACAGAUAAUGUCUUCAAUUCUACAGUUUUAUAAACUAUUUAAAAAAAAGUAGAAAAAUUACAGUAGAAAUUUAGAGUAAAUUAACCAUAAAAAUUUGAUUUUUUUUUUUACAGUGUGAUGUAUAUUCCGCUCUACCCCAGUAUUGAGCACUGUAUAACGGAUAAACCACAGAAACCUCGACUAUAUACAUGCAUAUAUAGAUAGAUAGAUAGAUAGAUAGAUAGAUAGAUAGAUAGAUAGAUAGAUAGAUAGAUAGAUAGAUAGAUAGAUAGAUAGAUACUUUACAUGCAGUCAGCCUUCGGCCCCUGGCCACAUUUUUUUUCACCCAAUGUGGCCCCCAAGUCAAAAAGUCUAGACACUCCUGGUUCACAUAAAUGUAUCUGCGUACAUUAUCAUUGUAUAAUAUGUCUCAUAAUGUGCAAAACAUACUUGGAAGAAACAAAUGUUCCCCAACAUACUGUGUCUCCACAUAUUUCUAAUGGACAGAAAUACAUGUACAUUUUCUGCAGUGCACGACUGUAGAACAUAGCAUAUUCAUAAAUAUGUUGACUUUUUUAAACCUCACAGAAGUCAUUUAAUGGACUUCAUACAUGCACACAUGUUUAAUAAA
Nerophis lumbriciformis (worm pipefish) is the source of this 3114-nucleotide messenger RNA. RefSeq names its product synaptoporin b (gene synprb). Gene Ontology annotation, cellular component: synaptic vesicle; synaptic vesicle membrane. The record is from RefSeq and is a predicted model, not a curated record. Lineage: Eukaryota; Metazoa; Chordata; Actinopteri; Syngnathiformes; Syngnathidae.